Cololabis saira (Pacific saury) is the source of this 964-nucleotide messenger RNA. It is a transcript of the gene pacrg, whose product is annotated as PARK2 co-regulated. Gene Ontology annotation, cellular component: vesicle; cytosol; neuron projection. Gene Ontology annotation, molecular function: Hsp70 protein binding; Hsp90 protein binding. The record is from RefSeq and is a predicted model, not a curated record. Lineage: Eukaryota; Metazoa; Chordata; Actinopteri; Beloniformes; Belonidae. The transcript has 5 exons. Bases 141 to 821 code for a protein of 226 amino acids.
ACUAAAAACAAGCCGUGGUGAAGUUUCGAGCGCUGCUAAACUGUUUUCAAACUGUUAAACAAACGACACCGCCAUUUCUUUUCAACCGGUUUCGUCAACUUCGCUUAGAAAAUAAGAAAAAAAAGAAAAGACCUUUCCAAAUGUCAAAGAAGAGAACAGAGGCAACAGCAGAAGCCUUCACCUUGAAGGCCAUGGCGAAGAACGUCGUGGUGGUGGGUCCUCCAAAAGCGGGGGCUUUUCAGGAGAAGGCGGUCAAACCAACCGUCUUCCGUGGGCGCUGUGACUCUGGAGACAUUCCAGUCGCUCUGACACACGUCACCAAAGGGAAUUCCAUCAGGUGGAAGGUGGACUUUGAGAUGCUUGAUUACCACUUCUACCUGCCGCUGUUCUUCGAAGGUUUGACUGAGACUACUUUUCCAUACGACAAAUUUGCAUGCGAGGGAAUCCACGCCAUGUUGGACCAUUGUGGCCACAAGAUCAUUCCAGUUAUUCCACAGCUCAUCCCUCACAUCAGGAAUGCUCUGAACACGAGGAACGAUCGGGUGAUGUGCAACACCUUGCAGGUCCUGCAGCAUAUGGUGAUGUCUGCAGACAGGGUUGGGGAAGCUCUGGUGCCUUACUUCAGACAGAUCCUCCGUAUCUUCAACCUCUUUAGGGACAAAAAAGAAAACCUCAGAGGCGACUUUGACUACAGCGUCUUGAAAGGAGAGAACGUUGCUCAUCUGAUGAAUGAGACUCUGCAGAUGUUUGAGCGCCACGGAGGGAAGGACGCCUUCAGACACAUCAAAAGCAUGAUACCCACCUACGAGUCCUGCAUGUAGGAGUGACGGGGGUCGUUGUUGGACAGACUGUCAGUCCAACGUCACCUUUUCUUUCUUAAUUUUCCAAGUGAAAAACAUUGCAUGUAUUUUGUUUUAAUCCUCUUUUUUCACAUUCCUUCCUGGUUGAUUUACUGCUAACAAUA